Molecule: messenger RNA, 1257 nt
Organism: Durio zibethinus
Lineage: Eukaryota; Viridiplantae; Streptophyta; Magnoliopsida; Malvales; Malvaceae
Biological process (GO): regulation of alternative mRNA splicing, via spliceosome
Source: RefSeq, a predicted model, not a curated record
CGAGGUCCAUGUAAAAUUUUGAUGUAUAGCACAUUUGAGAUUAAUUGUUGUGAAAUUGUUGUACUAGAAGUGGAAGGCCUAAACGCCCUUGUAAUUGGCUAACGCCGAACGGUUGCAUCAAAAUUUUAUUAUGAUAAAAAAUGAAGAAAUAUGGUCUACAGCUUAGGGUUCAACCCUCACAGCAGAAAAAGCCGGAGACAAGACCGCCUCUCCCUCCUCCUCUCGGCUUCCGCGACGACGAUGACGACGACGUGGAGAGAGAGAUUUCUCGGCAGGCUAGCAAGAACAAAUCUCUGAAGGAUAUGGAGGAGCAACAUAAGAAAGCGUUAGAGGAAGAUCCUUCAGUAUUUGAUUAUGAUGGAGUUUACGAUGAGAUGAAAGAGAAGGUUGUUCGUCCCCGCGCUCAAGAUCGCGAGGAACGAAAGCCGAAAUAUAUUCAUAAUUUAAUAAAAAAAGCGGAGCAACGAAAGUGGGAGCAGGAGAUAGUAUAUGAGAGGAAGCUUGCAAAAGAGAGAAGUAAAGAGGAUCACCUUUAUGCGGACAAGGAUAAGUUUGUGACCAGUGCCUACAAGAAAAAACUUGCUGAGCAGGCAAAAUGGAUGGAGGAGGAGCGCUUACGUCAACUUCAAGAGGAGAAAGAUGAUGUUACCAAGAAGAGUGACUUGAGUGAUUUUUACUUCAGCCUUCGUAAAAAUGUUGCAUUUGGGGCGAAUGAUGCUGGGCCAAGGAAGCCAGAAAUGCAGAAUGAAUUAAGGAAAUCUGAGAAGAAAGAUGAGAAAGAGAUAGAUGUAUCCAACAGAGUUCAGCCGUUGCUUGAUUCAAAUGCUCCAGAGUCUUCUGGUUUGACUGAUCGGACUCUGGAUGAAACAAGUUUUCCAGUAAACCGUGAGUCCCAAGAUUCUAGGCCGAUCAGUCCCAAGAUUCCAGACACCGCAGCGCCAGAGAGCUCGUCAGAGAAACAACCAUCAGUUGAUCAACCUAAGCGUGACCAUCAUAAAAGAGGUGAAGUUGCAGUUGCUGCAGCUAGAGAACGUUUUCUGGCACGCAAGAGGGCUAAAGAACAAUGAUUGGUUUCCUCUCUCCAAAGAGGGAUUCACAAAUUACAAUGGUGAGAGACUAAAGACUUUUUUUGUUGUAUAAUGCGAAUCAAGAAAUUACUUUUAAGAAAACUUUCAUUUUGUUCUCAUUGAAUUUUAAAUUGCAUCUCAGUUUAGAAUUAGCGUUAAUUGUUACAUAAUUAGCAAAUUUCCUAAGAAA